Molecule: messenger RNA, 645 nt
Organism: Notothenia coriiceps (black rockcod)
Lineage: Eukaryota; Metazoa; Chordata; Actinopteri; Perciformes; Nototheniidae
Gene: ddx55
Product: DEAD (Asp-Glu-Ala-Asp) box polypeptide 55
Exons: 6
Coding region: 88-645 (185 amino acids)
Molecular function (GO): nucleic acid binding; ATP binding
Source: RefSeq, a predicted model, not a curated record
ACCCGGAAACAGGAGCAGCGUGGAGAGUCAGCCCAGCAGUGGCUAACAACUUUAGCAUAAAACCGUGUUGAAUGUUAUAUUAACAACAUGGAUAACACCACAGAGGGGACGUGGGAGAGUUUACCCGUAAAACUCAACGAGGGGAUUUUACAAACGCUCGAGGAAGUGAAGUUCACGCACAUGACACCUGUCCAGGCUGCUUGUAUCCCGCUGUUCAUGAGAAACAAAGAUGUGGCUGCUGAGGCGGUGACUGGGAGCGGAAAGACUCUGGCUUUUGUCAUUCCUAUUAUUGAGCUGCUCCUGAAGAGAGAAGAGAAGCUAAAGAAGAUGCAGGUCGGCGCCCUGGUCGUCACUCCCACCAGAGAACUGGCUCUUCAGAUCAGUGAAGUGAUGAAACAGUUCCUUCAAAAAUUCCCACAGUUUACGCAGAUUUUACUGAUUGGUGGCACCAACCCCAUAGAGGAUGUGGAGAAGUUCAAGGAACACGGGGCACACAUAGUGAUUGCGACACCGGGCCGUCUGGAGGAUAUGUUCAGGAGGAAGGCUGACGGUCUGGAUCUGGCCAGCUCAGUGAAGGGUCUUGAUGUGCUGGUUCUCGAUGAGGCUGAUAGACUACUCGACAUGGGGUUCGAGGCCAGGUACUGA